UGUUCUUUUUAAGUCUGAAAGGCAGCGACUGCAGGGAUUAUGACGUGCUGGCGGCCAGGGCCUCGGGUGCUGCCUGGAGUCUCCUGCGUGUCUCUGCUCCUUUGAUGUCGGCAUCGGGGGUGGGAGCAGGGCCCACGCAUUCCCCCUUUGGCCUGGGUGGGAACAGGGGAAGUGGUGGGCAGAGCCAGAAGGGCUUCCUGGGAUUUUCUUUCUCUCUGUCACUCCAGAGAAAGGUGGUAAAGAACACUUGUUUCAGUUUGAGGUGCUCGGCAGCCACGCGCUGAAGGACGGUUUUUAAUUGUAGGGUGGGGUGUGAGUGCAGUGUGGUUCAGUCCCCUCCCCGUCUUGUGCUACCUGCCCUUGUACCUGGACCUGUGAAUCAGGGAUAAUAGUUACUAUCUUGUAGGACAGAGAAUGGUACAUACUAACUGCUGAGGAACACGGUGAAUGGAGUUAUGGUAAUUGCACGAUUGGCAUAAAGGGGUGAGAGAAGUUCCAGAUUGGUCGAUUAAAAUGUGAGUUAUUUUUAGUGUCUCCUAAGGAUUUCCAUCACCAGUUGCUCCUCCAGCCAUCAUGUAAUUACCACCCCAGAACUAGGCUUCCAAACUUCCAGAGAACACUGCAUCUUUCGAAUUUUGGAGGUUAGGCUCCAAAAUUUGCAUAUUUAGGCCACAGCCUAAAUUCACUGACACUUGUGUUCCCACAAAAGCCAGGCAGCUUCUUGGAGUAUGUACUUGUGACUUAGUAAGAGUGUCUUAGGAAACUCGCUUGGACUAGAAUGGUUUUACCUUUCUUUCAGACUUGGGAGGCUGCAUUCUGAUAAUUCUCAGGAGGAAGAAUGUAUAGGAGAGACCAGGGUUUUUAAGGUGUGACCUCUGAACCACCUACAUCAGAGCCGACUGCCUCUCGGUGCAUAUCCCCAGGCCUCAGCUCUGAGCUAUGAAACUGACUUUCUGGGCUUGGGACCUGGAAUUCUUUGUCUUUGUAAAGCAUGCCAGGUGAUCCUUACAAGUAUAAAGUUUGAGAACUGAUGUGGUGUUCUGGGCCUUGUAACUACUGGGGCUUCUGGUGAUUCAGUUAGAAAGUUAGUGUCUGAAGGGUCAAGGGCAGAAUGAGGGGAGGCCUUGAGGCAGUAUGAGCCCUGUGGACCCUAGGAGGUCUGGGAGCACAUGUCAAAAGAGGCCUUUAUGUGGGCCUUUUGCUUCUGUCAGAUUAAACAAAUAACUUGGCACAUCUGGUAGUGGGCAUGGCCAUGCAUCACGUGCAGAACUGGUGUGAUGGACCAUAUUUUCUCAUAUUUCACAGAAUUCACUGGCUGGGCAUGAUCCACAAAGUCCCAACCCAUCCCAAACCCUGGAACCCUUUCCAUGACGGUUUAUUCUGAUUUGUUCAGGAGACACAUUUCUUCUGUUUUCAUGUGGAAUGGGCUUUGUUCCUCUCACGGCCGGCAGAGGUUAAAUUAAAGGGGCCAGAAAAUGCUGAGCUGUGACUAGGAUUGGGGGGCCAGUAGGCAUUUAUUGGCCCCGUUUGCUUCUUUCUUCCCUUUUUUUCUCUGCCUCCUCGGUCAGGGGGUCCAGGACUAUCUCUCCAGGGGCAUUUCUGGUCUGUGGAGACUUGCCUGAAGGCACCUGGAAGAGUCUGGGCUGAACUCUAGAUGCCUCAGGCUCAAAUCUCAUAUUAGUGAGGGAAGAAAAUUCUAAAUGUGUAAAUGGUACCUGUAAGUCACCUACAAAUAAUUUUUUUCCUUUCCUGUGCUGUGUCUGGGAGCCAGCUUCUGAGUGUUGUCAAGGUAGUCCUGGUGGCUUGAGACUGGUGAUGUGCCGUUGCCAACAAUGGCUGUAUAAUUCUGAGCAGUUGUUCAGCACUCAAGUGGGAUGAGAAUGGCAAGGAGUGCUCUGGGUGGCUUUUGACAAGGGACCCCGCCUGUCAUUCACUCAACAGGUGUUUGAGGAGCCAGUCUGUCUCCGUCGUCUGUUCCUGCCUUACUUAGAUGGAAAAUAAUGAAAUCUGUGUAGGAAGGGAGGGUGAGUAGAGGGAUGGCCUGUGUCGACUGAACAAUAAAAUAGUGAUGUUAAUAUAUUUUGCUUAUUUAUUUUCUUAAAGGGAGCUGGCACGUUUCAGUUCUGAUACAAGUUAAAUAUUAACAAUGUCUGAAAAUACCACAACUUAAACUUUAAUAUGCAUGGGAAUCUCCUGGGGCUGAUGAUAAAAUGCAGCUUCUAAUUUAGCUGGUCUUGGUUGGGACCUGAGGUUUUGGGUUUCUGACCAGCUCCCAGGUGUUAGGCUUGCAGUUGGUCAGUGGCCCACACUUUGUGCAGUAAGGUCUUAAUGCAUUUCCCCCUGUGUUCACUUUAGUGUCUUUUUCUCUAGAAAUUCUCUGAAGAGGACACUUUACCUGGUAAGAACUAUUAUUAAUAAUGCUAUUACUUAAUCUAAGAAUUUUUGUACCAAGAAUUUUCUAGUGAUUAGCCCUACAUUGUUGUAAAUGACAUUCUUAAAUGUGUCCAUACUUUAUUCCAGGGGCAAAUAUUUGUACAGUGUCCUGCUUUGACAUUUGUUUGGAUUCCUGUGGAUUUUAUUUAGUGGUUUCUCUUUUGUUUAUGAUGAUAGAACACUUUUAGAAAGGUUUGAAACCUUUUGAAUCUUGAGCAGAUUUGAAAGCCCCACCUGCCUUCUUUUAAGAAUGUAGGAAUUGUAUCUGCUUUGAGCUUGUGCAUGCUAACACCCCACUUCUUCCAAGGUCCUUGCUCAGUGCCUUCAUGUCUCAGCAUCACAGCCUGGAACCUGGAAGGCCUCCAAGCCAUAGAGAGAAGCAAUAAAGAUGUCCCAGUGGGGCUUCUGGCUGGGGCCCUUGCCUGUUUCUGUCAGCGUUAGCCCGACCCUACCCUUGGAGGUAGGGUUGGGUUGUCCCAUUAUUUCCCUGUCAGGGUAGGUGGUAUUAAAGCAGCUUUUGUCUUGCUUGCACUGUGAGUCUGUUCUGUGUAUAAGGCUUCACUGUGUGGAUCACCUCUGCUUAAUGCCACCUUUUGAAAAAUUCUACCACCAAAGUUCUUCCUUGGAUAGCAAAGACAUUUUUGAAUGUUUGUAUUUGUGCCUGCCCUAGUUGGUCAGUAAAUGCAUUGAUGGGCUCCAUGGGACUUUGGACCCAUUCCUUUGUCAUCUUCCAUUAACAGUCUUCCUAGGCUGGUGGUGAUGUUGGGCAACUUAAUGCUUCCUGAAGGUUUUAGAUACUUACUACAGGAGCUAAUAAUUUAUUGCCAAAUAAGUGAGGAAACUUUGGAUUAGAUAAAGUUGGUUUCUUUAUGGCACAACAUUUCAGAAAAUUUUGUGUGCCACAAUGUAUUAUGACACUUUAAGAGGAAGAUGGCUAGACUACAGUGGUUCCAAAUUUUGGGGGGUCGGGGUGGAGCUAGAACCCCUCUUGUGCUGAUUAUUUCAUUAGGCUAGUUUUUUCUUUCUUUAGUUCCGGGAUACAUGUGUAGAACGUGCAGGUUUGCUAUAAGUAUACGUGUACCAUGGUGGUUUGCUGCAUCUAUCAACCUGUCAUCUAGAUUUUAAGCCCCCCAAGCAUUAACUAUUUGUCCUGAUGUUUUCCCUCCCCUCAGUCCCUCUCCCCUCCCUGACAGGCCCUGGUGUGUGUUAUUCCCCUCCCUGUGUCCAUGUGCUCUCAUUGUUUAGCUCCCACUUAUGAGUGAGAACAUGCAGUGUUUGGUUUUCUGUUCCUGUGUUAGUUUGUUGAGGAUGAUGGCUUCCAGCUUCAUCCAUGUCCCUGCAGAGAACAUGCGGUGUUUGGUUUUCUGUUCCUGUGUUAGUUUGUUGAGGAUGAUGGCUUCCAGCUUCAUCCAUGUCCCUGCAAAGGACAUGAUCUCAUUCCUUUUUGUGGCUGCAUAGUAUUCCAUGGUGUAUAUGUACCACAUUUUCUUUAUCCAGUCUAUCAUUGAUGGGCAUUUGGGUUGGUUCCAUGUCUUUGCUUUUGUAAGUAGUGCUGCAAUAAACAUACGUGUGCAUGUAUCUUUAUGGGCUAGUUUUUUCAUACAGUCCUCUCUUAAAAAAAAAAAAAAGCUGUAUUGAGGUAUAAUUCACAUACCAUACAAUUUUUACUCAUUUAAAUUUGAAGUAUAUAAUUCAAUUAUAAUUAGUAUAUUUACAGAUAUGUGCAAUGGUGUGUGUGUGUGUGUGUGUGUAUGCAGAUUGCUGUGGUCUGAAUGUAUCACCCAAAAUUCAUGUGUUGAAACCUAAUGGCCAACGUGAUGUUAUUAAGAGGUGGGGCCUUUAGGAGGUGUUUAAGUCAUAAGGGUGGACAUAGAUGGGAUUAGGGCCCUUUUAAAAGGGCCUGAGGGGGAAUGGGUUUGCUCUCUUCUGCUCUUCCACCAUAUGAGGAUACAGCAUUUGUUCCCCUCUGGAGGGUGUGGCAACAAGGCACCAUCUUGGAAGCAGAGAGAGGCCCUCACCAGACACUGAACCCCAGUGCCUUGAUCUUGGACUUUCUCUCCUCCAGAACCAUGAGAAGUAAAUUUCUAUUAUUUAUAAAUUACCUAACCUGUGGAUUUUGUUAUAGCAGCACAGACAGACAGAAAUUGAUACUGAGAGUGGGUGUUGUUAUAGCAAAUACUUAAAAGAAAAGUGGAAUUGGGUAAUGGGUAGAGGAUGGAACAGUUUGGAAGUGUUUGCUAGAAAAAGCCUAGAUUUCUGUGAACAGAGCAUUAAGAAUGAUUCUGGUGAGGGCCCAGAAGAAGAGGAGAGCCGUAGAGAUAACCUGUGUCUUCUUAGAAAUUUCUAAGUGGCUGUGAUCAGAAUGCUGGUAGAAUUAUAGACAGUAAAGCCCGUUCUGCUGCGGUCGUACAUGGAAAUGAAUAUCUUAUUGGAAACUGGAGGAAAGACAGUCCUUGCUACAAAGGCGCAAAGAACUUGGCUGAAUUGUGCCCAUACUCUAGGGCUUUGGGGAAGGCAGAAUUUAAGAGUGACAACCUAGGAUAUUUGGUGGAAGAAAUCCGUGAGCAUAGUGUUCAGUAUGCUGCAUGACUUCUCUUAAUUGCUUACAGUAAAAUGUGAGAGAAAUGAAUUGAAAAUGGAAUUUAUAAUCCAAAGGGAAGCAGAGGCUGGGCACUAUGGCUCAUGCCUGUAAUCCCAGCACUUUGAGAGGCCAAGGUGAGAGGAUUGCUUAAGCUCAGGAGUUCAAGACCAGCCUGGGCAAUAUAAUGAGACCUUAUCUCUACUAAAAAUAAAAAAAAAAAAUUAGCGGAGUGUGGUGGUGUGCACUUAGCCCCAGCUACUCAAGGGGACUGAAGUGGGAAGAUCGCUUGAGUCUGGGAGGUCAAGGCUACAGUGAGCCAUGAUUCUGCUGCUGCGCUCUAGCCUGCGUGACAGAAUGAGACCCUGUUUCCAAAAAAAAAAGGAAGCAGAAUUUAAGGAUAUGGAAAAUUUUUAGCUUGCCCAGGUUGUAAAAACAUGUUUGGGAGAAAACACUAAGGGUGUGGCCAAGUGACCUUUUGAUAAGGAGAUUAGUAUGGAUAGAAGGAAGCCAGAUGCUAUUCAUCAAGAUAAUGGAAGAAUGAUCCUGAAGGCAUUUCAGAGAUUAUCAGUGCUGCCCCUCCCAUCGGAGGCCCAGAGUACCAAGGCCCAGGGAACAGAACUAUGUCAAAGGAGAGGCCUUGGGCGUCUGCAGGACCUCAGCAUUCACUGCCCGGCAUCACUUCUCUGCUCUCUGCAUUACAGUGCAGCCCUCCUUGGAUAUCCCAGCUGUAGCUCAAGGGGGCUCACGUGCAGCUAGUUCCCUUGCUGUGGAAGGCACAGGCCAUAAGCCUAGGUGGCAUCCACAUGGUGCUAAGUCUGCAAGUAUGCAGAGUGCAAGAGCUGUGGAUGCAUGGCUACCUUCACCUAGAUUUGAAAGGAUGCCUCAGAGAGUCUUGGGCUCAGACAGAGAAUUGCUGCAGGAUAGGUCUGCUGCAGAGUCUCCCUGCUAGGAUAAUGCCUAAUAGAGCCAUGGGGCAGGAGUGCCAAAAAGAGCCCCCACUAGGACAAUGUCCAGCAGAGUCUUGAGGCUGGGGGCACACCAGCGAGCUCCCACAAGGACAAUGCCUAAUGGAGCUGUGGGGGUGGGGCUGCCCUCGAGAGCCUGUAACUGUAGAGUUACCCGUGUGUAGUGCCAGCCUGGGAGAGCUGCAGGUACCCAACUGCAACCUGUGAGAGCUGCUGUGAGGGCUGUGCCCAGCAGUUGGCUGCAGGGCUGCCCAGGUCCUUGGGAACCCAACUCCUGCCCCAUUGUGUCUGGAAGGCAGGACAUGGAACCAAAGAUUUAUUCUCCAGCCUUACCAUUGAUUUAAUGUUUGUCCUGUUUGGUUUUGGAUUUGGUUGGGAAAUGUUACCUCUUUUUUCUUUCCUAUUUCUCCCUUUUGUAAUGGGAAUGUCUGUUCUUUGUCUGUUCCACUGUUGUUUUUGUUUGUUUGUUUGUUUGUUUGUUUUUUUUUGGAGACAGGAUCUCACUGUGUCAUUCAGGCUGGAGUACAGUGGUGUGAUCUCGGCUCACUGCAACCUCUGCCUCCUGGGCUCAAGCUAUCUUCCCACUUCAGCCUGCUGAGUAGCUGGGACUACAGGCAUGUGCCAUCACACCCAGCUAGUUUUUUUUUGUUUUGUUUUGUUUUGGUAUUAGAGAUGGGGUUUUGCCAUGUUGCCCAGGCUGGUCUCGACCUCCUGGGCUCAAGAAGUCCAGCCGCCUCAACCUCCGACAGUGCUGAGAUUACAGGAGUGAGCCACUGCUGAAGUCUGAAGUACUUUGCCUCAGGUUGAAACACAUCUUUGAGUCUCACAUGUCUGAUUUAGAUGAAAUUUUAGACUUCAGACUUUUGAAUUGAUCCUGGCCUGAGAUAAGACGUUGGGGCUAUUGGGAUGGAAUGAAUGUAUUUUGUAUGUGAGAAGGAUAUAAAUUUGGGGGACUUGGGGUGGAAUGCCAUGGUUUGAAUGUUUGUGUCUCCUUAUGGCCUUAUCACUUCCCCAACGCAACUCUAUUAAGAGGUAUGGCUUUUGGGAAGUGAUAAGGUCAUGAGGGCUCCAGUCCCAUGAAUGGAUUCUUGCCCCCAUCAAAGGGCUGGAGAGAACUAGCUAGGAUCCCCUUUUUGCACUUCUGCAUUCUGCCAUGUGAGGGCACAGCAAGAAGGCCCUCACCAGACACCGAGUGCUGGCAUCUUGAUCUUGAACUUCCCAGCUUCUAGAACUGUGAGAAAUAGAUUUUGUUCUUUAUAAGUUAUCCAGUCUCAAGUAUUUUGUUAUAACUGCAGAAAUGAAUAAACACACACACAUACAUUGUAUAUAGUGUUCAGUUAAUAUAUUCACAGGUAUGUGCAACCGCCACCAUAGUCAAUUUUAGAACAAAAAGAGACCCUGCACCCUUUAGCUAUCAUACUCCCACUCCCUGCCAUCCCAUUGCUCCCCCUGCUUUCCCAACCCUAAGGAACUCUACUUUCUGUCUACAUAGAUUUCCCUGUCCAGGACAUUUCAUGUGAAUGGAAUCGUCUGUGGUUUUUGUGAGUGUCUUCUUUCACUUAGCAUAAUGUUUUCAUGGUUAAUCUAUGUUGUAGCAUGCAUUAGUACUUCAUUCCUUUUUAUGGCUGAAUAAUAUUCCCUUGUAUGUGUAGUCCCAGCUACUUGGGAGGUUGAGGCAGGAGAAUGGCAUGAACCCAGGAGGCGGAGCUUGCAGUGAGCUGAGAUCGCGCCACUGCACUCCAGCCUGGGUGAUAGAGCAAGACUUCGUCUCAAAAUAAAUAAAUAAAUAAAUAAACAAACAAAUAAAUUCCCUUGUAUGUAUAUACUACUUUUUGUUUAUUCAACUGUUGAUGGACAUUUAUGUUUCUACCUUUUGGGUAUUGUGAAUAAUGCUUCUGUAAACAUUGGUGUAUAACUAUCUUUGAGUACUUGCUUUCCAUGUUUUUGUAUAUAUGUCUAGAUUAUAAUUGCUUCAUUAUAUGGUAAUUCUAUGCUUAGCUUUUUGAGGAACUGCCAAACUGUUUUCUAGAGCAGCUGCACCAUUUUACAUUCCCAAUAAUAAUGCACAAGGGUUUCAAUUUCUCCACAUUCUUGCCAACACUUGGCAUUUUUCGUUUCCUGUCCUCUCCUCUCUUCUCCUCUCCUCUCCUCUCCCCUCUCCUCCCCUCCCCUCCCUUCCCCUCCCCUCCCCCCCUUCUCCUUCCCCUUCCCUUCCCCUUCCGCUUCCUCUUCCCUUGCCUUUCUUCCCCUUCCCCUUUCUUUCCUUAUAGCUGUCCUAAUAGGUGUUACAUCGUUUGGCUGUGUCCCAAAUCUCAUCUUGAAUUGUAGCUCCCAUAAUUUCCACUUGCUGUGGGAGGUACCUGGUGGGAGGUAAUUGAAUCACGGGGUUGGGUCUUUCCCAUGCUAUUCUAGUGAUAGUGAAUAAGUCUCAUGAGAUCUGAUGGUUUUAUAAAGGGGAGUUUCUCUGCACAAGUUCUCUUCUCUUGUCUGCCACCAUGUGAGACAUGCCUUUCACCUUCUGUCAUGAUUUUAAGGCCUCCUCAGCCACGUGGAAAUGUGAGUCCAUUAAACUUCUUUCUUUUGUAAAUUGCCCAGUUCUCUGAUAUGUCUUUAUCAGCAGCAUGAAAACGGACUAAUACAAGGCAUCAGAUGAUAGCUCAUUGUGGUUUUGAUUUGCUUUUUGUUAUUGAGUUGUAGGAAUUUAUAUAUUCUAGAUAUUAAUACUCUUAUCAGUUAUGUGAUAUGCAACUGUUUUGUCCUUUUCUGCAGGCUGUCUUUUCACUGUCUUCAUAGUGUCCUAUGAUGCACAAAAGUUUUUAAUUUUUGAUGAAGUUCAUUUAUUUUAUUCUUUUGUUGCCUGUGCUGUUGGUGUCAUAUCUGAGUAGUCAUUGUCAAAUCCAAUGUCCAUAUAAAGAUUUUUGCAUAUGUUUUCUUCUAAGAGUUUAACAGAUAAUUUUAUUUCUUCCUUUCUAAUUUGGAUGGCUUUCAUUUCUUUUUCUUACUUAAUUGCUCUGGCUAGAGCUUCCAAUACUGUGUUAAGUAGAAGUGACAAAAGCAAGAAUUCUGUCUUGUUUCCACUCUUUGGGGAAAAGCUUUCACUAUUUCGCCAUUGAGUAUGAUGUUUGCUGUGGAAUUUAUAACAGACAUUAACAGAUAUUUAAUUCCCUUGCCUUGGUGGAAUGUUUCGGGAAUGAUUCUGUAUUCUUUGACUGUCCUGGGACUCUUGGAUCCAGAAUGCGGUCUAGAAGCCCAGAACGAGGUGGCUGGGGAGUUGGGAGACACAAGUAACAUGAUUUUGUUCUAUGUUAUAGUGUGGCGUCAGUUCACCUUUCUUUCCAGACCUAGUGGCCAUUUUGUGGUCUUGAGGGUUGCAGCAAACGCCUUAGGUUUUGAGUGUCUUUCAGAGGCAAGGGGGGGUUCUUAUACCAAGGUUCUCACAACUUUUUUCCCUUUUUGUCUUAAAAUGAUUGAGACCAUAGGGCCGUGGUGAUGUUGAAGGAGGUCGCCUGAAUAGAUCCACAUCCGCAUCACAAUUUCACUUCGCCUCUUGUACUUCAGUACCAGGUUUAGGGGACACAUGUGCCAUUCAAGUGAGGUUGGCUUUGUGAUGACUUUUCAGGGUGGAUUUUGGCUUCCUACAGGUAAGAACUUUCUACCUUUGUAAUAUCCUGACUCAUGAGUUGAAACAAUAGAUAUGAUGAAGGCCCAUGCCCCAUUUAGAAGAGUAAGUCUCAUGUUGCCAGGUCAGAAAUAGAUCCUCUUUGCUCUUGUUAAGCGUUGUGCUGAAUCCUGAGAGUGGUAAUCCCGCAGCAGGCAGAGAGAGGAGGACAUUGCCCUGAAGCUGUGGGGAGGCCUGGGAUUCAUUCCUUCUGGGCUGCGGGUUCUGGUCUCUUCUACCAGUUUAAACAAAAUGGCACAGAUGGCCAAGAGCAGUAUCAGUUGAGAGUAGCACGAAUCUUGGGUGCUGAUGUGUGCUGUUUAGUUUUGGCCCCUGUUUUAACACAGGGAGAGGGCAGAUGGUGAAGCUCUGGCCACCUGUGAGUGUUGGCAACCCCGGGGGGGCAGUCCGUCCUGCUGGCUGUACUUUGAACUGGAAAUACUGGACAUAUGACAUUUUCCUUCUGACUCUCGCUGUUCAUGUGGCUUAUGCAGGAGGCAGGGGAGGAACAUUCUAAAUGAUCUGGAGCUAUGCAUCUUGCCAGAAUCAACAAGCAGGACAAACCUUUGGGGAGAACAGUUGAGCCACUUUUCAAAGGCAGUGACCCUCUGGGACCCCCUACUUCAAACUGGCCCUGGAGGAGUAGACUGGUGGAGUGGACCGGAAUGGAAUGUCCUGCUGAUUGUGUGGAGCAGGCUGAGUUGCACAUGGUUUCUGGCCAGUGAUGUUCAUUUGUGUGGCCAGGUCUCAAAUUCAAUAUUGUUUUUAAGAAAAUCUUUCUGAAUGAAGAAGUCUCCAUGGACUCUUACUCCAUAAAAACUAAGAUUCUUUGCAGAGUUUCAUUGGGCAGCAGUUCCAUGUCUAGAGGUGGAGGUUUGGCUUCUGUCAGACUGUUCCACAGGGCACAUUGAAGUCCUGGGUGCUGGGCAGGGCUGAGAUUCCCAGGGGAGCACCCCCAGGGCUGGGUCCUAGGGCGCCUCGACACUGUUAAAAAUUACUGAAGGCCCCAAAGGGCUGUGGUUAUGUGGCUGUAUAUAUUGAAAUUUACUAUUUUAGGAAUUGACAGGCAUUUAAAAAAUAUUUUUUUCUCCAUGUAAAAAGAAUAUUCACCCAUUAUAUCUUUUAUGGAAAAAAGCUGUAUUUUCAAAAACCAAAAAAAAAAAUGAGAAGAGUGUCAUUGUUUUGUACUUUUUAAAUCCCUUUAAUGUCUGCUUUAAGAGAAGGUAGUUGGAUCCCCCCAUCCCCCCGCCAUCUGCAAUCAGUCUUAUGCUAUUUGGCCUCUAGAAAACUCCGCUGUGCAUUCGCGACGGAAUGCAAGGGACAAGGACACAUCAUAUCUUACUAUCUUGAAGAUAAUUUUGGCUUUACCACUCCUGGAGGUCUUGCCAUAGGGGUGAGGUCACUCAUACCAGGGUACCAUGUGAGAGGCUACCACAGGUGGAAGCACAGGUGUGGGGAUUUAGGCAGAGACCUUGGAGGCCAGGGGCUGCAACACCCCCUCACUGAAUUCAGAUAGAGAGAUGCUUGGGAACCACCAGUUCCUCUGGUUGUUCUCUUGUGUCUGUUGUUUGAAUCAGAAACUCAGCAGCUUAGGCCUCAGAGAGAUCUUGAGGAUACUUGGUCCAUAACUAUUAUGUGCCAAAUGAGGGAACUUAGUUCUUCAGUCUUCUAGAAAAAUUUUAUCCCUUUUUGUGUUAAAACGUGGAUGCAGCCUGGAAGUGGUAAUGCUAGAUGCUGCAUACCACCUUGAUGGAACUAGAUGAAGUGAUUAGCUUCAGUCGCCUGAGUCUAGAGAGCCUGGGACCAGGCAGGGCAGCAGCAUUUGAGGGACUCUUGGGAAGCUUGGCACAGCUUGAGUGUGGGGGCUGUGAUGCACAAGCACAGGCAGCUGUCUCUCUGUCUCUUCCCCCAGUGUUUGUUGAGCCAGUGUGAUGUGUCCUGUGUUGGCUGCCCAGGUAUAUACGACAGUUUCUAUCCUCAGGUCACCUUUACUAGGGGGAAGACUGAAGGUUUGUAAAAGAAACUGUGAUACCAACGUCAUUCGAUGAUCCACCCAAGAGUGCCUUGGAACAAAGGAGUGUUAAUCGACAGCAACGGGAGAAUAAGAAGGCUGGCUUUUUUUUUUACCUGACAUGUAAAGGAGCUGAGGAGAGAAGGGUGUUGCAGAGAAAGCAGGGAUCUGCAUUCUCUUCCUCCCCACUGCUGUUGCAGGCUGACAGUCUUUGAGUACACACACAGAUGUGGCUGUGUUGUGCCCUGUCAGAGGCCCUGUGAGACUCACCACCUCCUGAAGCACAAAGGUCCUUAGUGUGGUGCUCAGAGACCCCUGAACCAUGGGGUACAGUGUGGACAAAACUGGCCAUGAGCUGACUUUGUAGAAGGGCAGCCUUGGAGGGAGGGCGAGACAUUCAUGACCGUGGACCCAUUUUCCUCUGUCAGGAAGGAUGGGGGAAGUGAAGAGGACCUGAUCUAUAUUUGCCAAGAGAAGCUAAGCAGGUGGUUUUGGUGGAUAUGAAGGACAGGUUCUUUCUCGGGUCCCAGGACUCUCUUUCCUCCUGGGAAGCCCAACCUCCUGUGUGGCUCCAUGGCUCGGGUCAGAUUCCUGACUACUUAGCAUCACAACAGUGGAGGACAAUGGAAUUCUAAAAAGAUUCAGAGGAAACUUAGUAAUGUUAACAGGAGACAGUUUGAAAUUCGAUUGUUGUUGACUCUUUCAAUGGCUCAAAUUGCGGAGAGGAGGAUGUGUAAUGAAAUGCUAAGAGUGGAUUUUGAUGGAGUGAAGGAAGUUUGAAUUAGCUUUGAUUAGAACACAGCCUCAUCAUGGGGACUCCAUUCUCAUGGGGAGUAGUGGAUGCUUUAAGAUGGAUUCCCCUGAGUUCAGAGGUGGGCAUCAGAGUGAUUUGCCUGCAUAUCAGUCGUGUCUGUGGUCCCGGGUAGCUUUUUGUUCAUCAGCCCAGUGAAUGGGGCUCCACUUUUCUCCCUUUGGCUUUGCCUCUGGUCCAAGAAGUAAACGUCCUGAAAUAGAAAAGGAGGAGCUGUUCUUUGGCCAAUGAUUUAAGAAUAGCUAGAACUAAAGUUACCAACUGUGGAGGGCGGUUCCCUGUGGGCCUCAUCAACAGCUGAGGGCCCCCUUUCAGACACCUGUGAACAAGCUCCUCCAGAAUCCUUGCAUGCAGCUUUUGCAGAACUGAUAAAAGCAAUGGUCGGUCAUACUUGCCACAAGCUGCUUCUGUUGAGAUCAUCAUUCUACAAUCUUGACCAAUGGGUGAAGUUUGGUUGCACUUUUGGCAUCUUGCAUUCACAGACCUACAGAAACCAGAUUAGGGAGCAUGUUGGAGGUGGCUCUGUAAGUGACAAUGCUAAGAUUGGGAACAUAGUGAUGACAUGGUAAGUGUGUACUGAGUGAAUUAAUGAAAGAAUACUGAAUUUCAGGACUAAGGGGAAACAUAGAGGUGAUUAUAAAGGAAGUGAAAACAGAACUCCCAGCUGACCACAAUGAACCUGGGGGUUUAUGAAGGCCUUAUUAGGGCACUUGAAGUCUUAAUUUGGGGAUUGAAGGAGGUAGCAGUGGAGUCUUAAACUUUUCCACCCAAAUUACAAGAGCCAGGUAAAAAGAGAAUUAGUGCAGAAUCUGGUAUUUGAGCUUCCUGCAUCAAUUUUUCUAAAUUAUUUGCCAAAUUACAGGUUGUUUACUUUCUUUAGCUAAGGCACCACUCAGGGUUUGCCUUUGUCAUUGCACAGUUUGUCCCCAGGUCAUGGGAGCUGAGGCUGUGUCUAGGUGGCUGCAGGCCUGAGAGGUGUCAAUGAUGGAGUGGAGCUGGGGGUGUUGGGAGAGGUUUGAGCAGACCCAGCUGGGCAGCACCAUAGGGCUGCUGGGUAGGUAUUUUUGGGAAGCAGAAUGCUGAGCUCUCACUCAGAACCCCAGUGUAGGAGGCAGAUGAUUACCUGAGGCCCUCUGCACAGAGAAGGAACCGGCUUUGGAGAGCAUCAUGGGUUUCUGCUGCUUCCUCAACUGUGGUCUCCCCAGUUCCAGGAAGGCAGAACAGGUCAUUGAGAGGCACAGCUUGGGCUUCUCGAUCGCAACACAGGAGCAAAGUGGUAGAUGGAUCAUGUCUGUGAAUGAGGUGUGAGCAGCCCAGUGUAGGACACAGUCAGGGUCCCCAACAUGAUGGGCCUAGUGGCUCACUGCUGGGUCUGAUUUAAGAAAGAUACCUGGAUAGGACGAUGUAAGAACUGUCUCUGGGUCCCCAAGGAUGGGUUGGGAGCUGAACUGUACCCGCUGCUGGCCAGGAGCCGCAGGGACUCUUGUAGGUAUGGAGGGUAUGGCAUGGGGGCUGCCGUACUGUGACUCAAGAGUGCGAUGGGUGGAUGUGGGCCUCAAAGUGGGCCAGCUCCGCCCAGACCAGAGCAUUCUGCUUCCUGUGGAGCAUCCCUGGAGUCCUUGUGACCGUGUGGCCAGAGAGCAUGGUCUUGGGGCAGGCAGAUGACGAGGCCGUACCAGGAUGGAAGUCGUCUGCAUUUGGAGGCAGGAAACAACACAGGACUCUCCCUGCAGUUGCUUUGGCACUGACCACAAUGCUGAGCAGGAAGCAGCAGCUGCGGGCCCAGUGACUGGCAGCUCAGUGACCAGCAGCCCAGUGACCGGCAGCCAGGUCCUCACCUGGGUCCUCUCAGUGAAGCCAGGGUGGCCGCCCCAGCAGACAGUGCUACAGAGCCAACUCCUGACAGGACAAGGUGAAGCAGACACCUCGCAGUCAACAAGACCCGGCAGGACCAGGACUCCCCGCACAGUCUGACCGACUUGCGAAUCACCAGGCAGACAGGAAGGAACAAAAGACCCUGGAAAUUCCUGUAAGUUCACCUCAGUAAGAGUUGGUUUUGGCAGCGAUAUAGUAUUGGAAGAGAGAGGCCAGCAAAAGGAGCCAUUAGAACUCACGGAGUCCAGCAGGAGGAUGAUGUGGACCUGGAAGCCCUGGUGAACGAUAUGAAUGCAUCCCUGGAGAGCCUGUACUCGGCCUGCAGCAUGCAGUCAGACACGGUGCCCCUCCUGCAGAAUGGCCAGCAUGCCCGCAGCCAGCCUCGGGCUUCAGGCCCUCCUCGGUCCGUCCAGCCACAGGUGUCCCCGAGGCAGAGGGUGCAGCGCUCCCAGCCUGUGCACAUCCUCGCUGUCAGGCGCCUUCAGGAGGAAGACCAGCAGUUUAGAACCUCAUCUCUGCCGGCCAUCCCCAAUCCUUUUCCUGAACUCUGUGGCCCUGGGAGCCCCCCUGUGCUCACGCCGGGUUCUUUACCUCCGAGCCAGGCCGCCGCAAAGCAGGAUGUUAAAGUCUUUAGUGAAGAUGGGACAAGCAAAGUGGUGGAGAUUCUAGCAGACAUGACAGCCAGAGACCUGUGCCAAUUGCUGGUUUACAAAAGUCACUGUGUGGAUGACAACAGCUGGACACUAGUGGAGCACCACCCGCACCUAGGAUUAGAGAGGUGCUUGGAAGACCAUGAGCUGGUGGUCCAGGUGGAGAGUACCAUGGCCAGUGAGAGUAAAUUUCUAUUCAGGAAGAAUUACGCAAAAUACGAGUUCUUUAAAAAUCCCAUGAAUUUCUUCCCAGAACAGAUGGUUACUUGGUGCCAGCAGUCAAAUGGCAGUCAAACCCAGCUUUUGCAGAAUUUUCUGAACUCCAGUAGUUGUCCUGAAAUUCAAGGGUUUUUGCAUGUGAAAGAGCUGGGAAAGAAAUCAUGGAAAAAGCUGUAUGUGUGUUUGCGGAGAUCUGGCCUUUAUUGCUCCACCAAGGGAACUUCAAAGGAACCCAGACACCUGCAGCUGCUGGCCGACCUGGAGGACAGCAACAUCUUCUCCCUGAUCGCUGGCAGGAAGCAGUACAACGCCCCUACAGACCACGGGCUCUGCAUAAAGCCAAACAAAGUCAGGAAUGAAACUAAAGAGCUGAGGUUGCUCUGUGCAGAGGACGAGCAAACCAGGACGUGCUGGAUGACAGCGUUCAGACUCCUCAAGUAUGGAAUGCUCCUUUACCAGAAUUACCGAAUCCCUCAGCAGAGGAAGGCCUUGCUGUCCCCGUUCUCGACGCCAGUGCGCAGUGUCUCCGAGAACUCCCUCGUGGCAAUGGAUUUUUCUGGGCAAACAGGACGCGUGAUAGAGAAUCCGGCGGAGGCCCAGAGCGCAGCCCUGGAGGAGGGCCACGCCUGGAGGAAGCGAAGCACACGGAUGAACAUCCUAGGUAGCCAAAGUCCCCUCCACCCUUCUACCCUAAGUACAGUGAUUCACAGGACACAGCACUGGUUUCACGGGAGGAUCUCCAGGGAGGAAUCCCACAGGAUCAUUAAACAGCAAGGGCUCGUGGAUGGGCUUUUUCUCCUCCGUGACAGCCAGAGUAAUCCAAAGGCAUUUGUACUCACACUGUGUCAUCACCAGAAAAUUAAAAAUUUCCAGAUCUUACCUUGCGAGGACGACGGGCAGACGUUCUUCAGCCUAGAUGACGGGAACACCAAAUUCUCUGACCUGAUCCAGCUGGUUGACUUUUACCAGCUGAACAAAGGAGUCCUGCCUUGCAAACUCAAGCACCACUGCAUCCGAGUGGCCUUAUGACCGCAGAUGUCCUCUCGGCUGAAGACUGGAGGAAGUGAACACUGGAGUGAAGAAGCGGUCUGUGCGUUGGUGAAGAACACACAUCGAUUCUGCACCUGGGGACCCAGAGCGAGAUGGGUUCGUUCGGUGCCAGCCGACCAAGAUUGACUAGUUUGUUGGACUUAAACGACGAUUUGCUGCUGUGAACCCAGCAGGGUCACCUCCCUCUGCGUCGGCCAAAUUGGGGAGGGCAUGGAAGAUCCAGCGGAAAUUUGAAAAUAAACUGGAAUGAUCAUCUUGGCUUGGGCCGCUUAGGAACAAGAACCGGAGAGAAGUGAUUGGAAAUGAACUCUUGCCCUGGAAUAAUCUUGACAAUUAAAACUGAUAUGUUUACUUUUUUUGUAUUGAUCACUUUUUUGCACUCCUUCUUUGUUUUCAAUAUUGUAUUCAGCCUAUGGUAGGAGGGGGAUGUGGCGUUUCAACUCAUAUAAUACAGAAAGAGUUUUGAAUGGGCAGAUUUCAAACUGAAUAUGGGUCCCCAAAUGUUCCCAGAGGGUCCUCCACACCCUCUGCCGACUACCACGGUGUGGAUUCAGCUCCCAAAUGACAAACCCAGCCCUUCCCAGUAUACUUGAAAAGCUUUCUUGUUAAAAUAAAAGGUGUCACUGUGGUAGGCAUUUGGCAUGUUUUGUGGACUCAGUCAAGCAACCACAGUCUGUUAAUCAUUUCUCUAUGCUCAGAUGUCAGAUCCUCUUGUUAUUAGUGUGUCUUGUUCUGCACAGUGCAGGAGACUUUAUUCCUUUGGAAAAUUCACUGUUCCACAAAUAGCAGGCUGAAUGGCCUCGCCUCUAGAUUGACGUGGGCCAGCCUCCUUGAGACACACCUGGCACCCGUCAUCGGCCAGCGGUGGAUGCUGCAUAAUCCACCUGGGUACUUCAGCCUUGCGUUUCCACAGCCUUCAGCCUGUUCUAGAACGAUCACUGCCUUACCCCUGCUGCUGCAGUGGUGUGAGUCGUUUCACGGCUGAUGUCCCUCGGGGGAUUAAAGGAUCUAAAGAGAAAAUGGCACCUGGUUGUCUUCGUGCUGUGUCUCAUGGGUUUCCAUAGUGAUAAAGACAAGGAAACGCUGCAGGGGGCACAGGCACAGGCUGAUAUUUAAAGAUCUUUGCUUGCAGCCCUCCGUCCUGCUGAAAACCCCCAUAAGCCAGUGAACACAGAGCAGCUAGAGGCUCCUCCUCUGCUGGCUUAGGGUCAGAAGUACCUCACAGUGGUUGUGGACAUGGAAGAGUUUUGUCAACACAACACUUUGUCCCCGCUCCGGGAGAUGAGUCAGAUGGUGGCUUGAGUUGUCACUUGGUCCCCUCCGCCCCUCGGGUGGCCCCCUUUGCCACGUCCCCUUAGCUUAGUGAUCAGGUGUGAGAGUGGCCAUUUCCUUACCUUUGAUCCCUGUAAAGCAGAAAGGACUCCUUUGACAAGCAACAAACUACUGUGGUGAGCAGAAUGAUUUCCUUUUUCAAGACAACACCUGCCUGGCUUCUAUUAAUGUGUGCUGGCCACGAUAUUGCCCCAAAUCCGCCCCACUGAAGUGCUCCCUAAGGAACAGCAUUUCUCUGCUCCUCAGUCAACCCCCGUAGCCUAGAGCAGUGUCACAAGCUUCAGUAAGGCCAAUCAGCUGGAAGUCAGUCUACCGUAUAGUAACACUGUAUUUCAGUCUACAGACCACACUCUAGUUGUUUUCCAUGAAAGGUAUACAAAUGAAGAAUUUUCUAGCAAAACAUGUUUUUAACCAUCUGUGCUCAAUUGCAUUUUCUUCCUUUCGCAGCCAGUCAGUCUUUCAAACUAUUGACAAUAAGAUAAUUCUCGCGUUCACACCUGGCGGCAGGCUUCACUGUAGGGACGGACAUUGCAGUUACACCACAAUUCCUUCCUCUUCACUGGCUCGAGGUAAACCCUUUUCAAGGAAAAACAACUCUAGGAUUUCUUUUUUCUGUGUACGUAGACCAGUCCCAUCAGUGUAUAAUCUCUCUCUCUCACGCCUCUCUCCAAUAGACAGCUUGUAUUUGCAGUAUUUCAUAUUUAUAAAUAUGCAUUUAUUUAAAAGGAGAACAAAAGCUUGACUCUGAUUCACAGUUUUGUAUGUAGCUGGUUUGACGUAGUCUUUUGUAUUUUCCCUGCCGAAGUGAAUUGUUGGAGAAUGUAAACCGCCUCCACGUGGCGGCAGACUUCCUAAGGCCCCAGCUCGCUGGCCUCGCGCUGGGCGGCUGGGAAUUCCACCUGAGAACAAGUCCCGCAAACCGGGGACGGAAGGACAUUUGACUUUUAUUUUUGUAUUUAAUUAACAUGAAUGUAAAGGGGACAGCUCAGGGUUGUUUUGGAGCCUGUUGACUUUGUAUCUCUGCCUGUGAUUUUCUUUUCUAAAUGAAACUCCAUGUAGCAACCAGGACGAAGUUGAGAAGGAAAACGCCAAAUGCUUUGGUUAUUAGAGUUUAAUAGGUAAGCUCUGUUACACUAGGUGUUAGAGUUCCAGAAUGUUCUUUUGUUUGCUAAACCUUGAAGAAACAUGUGCCUCAGCCUAGAUGUUUUGUCUUCUCUUUUCUGCACUUAAUACCUGACAGUAUGACCGAUCUCUGCACCUUUCUGGGGGCGGGCAAGCUGGCGGUAGAUUUGUGAUGUCACAGUGCAAACUGCAGUGACUGUAAAUUGGCCUGGCGUGUAUAAACGUUUUCAGGGAAUGCAGAAGGUAUUAAUGAAGAGACAAAACCUUUAUUCCAUGUGCUUUGCUUCAUUCUGUACAUAGCUCUUUGGCUCGUGAACCUAAUUGUAAACUUUCAGGUAUUUUUGUACAAAUAAGGGACUGAUGUUCUGUUUCUUGUAAUUAGAAAUAAACAUUAAUACAGUGUUCUUCAUUUUC
Molecule: messenger RNA, 19121 nt
Organism: Pan troglodytes (chimpanzee)
Lineage: Eukaryota; Metazoa; Chordata; Mammalia; Primates; Hominidae
Gene: GRB10
Product: growth factor receptor bound protein 10
Exons: 18
Coding region: 14622-16232 (536 amino acids)
Biological process (GO): insulin receptor signaling pathway; negative regulation of insulin receptor signaling pathway; negative regulation of Wnt signaling pathway
Molecular function (GO): insulin receptor binding
Source: RefSeq, a predicted model, not a curated record